AUGCGCCAGGCCAAUCUCGCCCUCGGCCACCCUUGUCCCCAAGCCCCCUUCGGCACCGUGAUCGUAAACCACACAGCGAAUUCGGGGCUCGGGGAGCUCGUCUGCACAGGCGCCAACAGCAUGAGCUCGACCGGGAACCCAACGCUUCACGGUAUGAGAAAUCGCAGCCAUAAACAACUGCACAUCGAUCCUCACGUCCCCGUUGGGCCGGUACUCCCUCUCGCCGCCCGCGGCCCUCGCGGCCUUCACCCAGCUGACGCUGUACACCAACGCGGAGAGCUGCGCGAUGUGCGCUUCGGCGGCUUCGGCGAGUACGUGUACGGGACGGCGAUCGAGACGCUCGUGCGCGACGGCUGGGCCCAGAUCCGGAUCCCGUCCGCGGAGGUGUUCCGCCGGUCGGCGGGGCUGCCGGGCUCGACGGCGCUGGUCGCGGGCGUGUUGGCGAACGAGACGGACGUGCUGUUCGGGUGGCAGAAUGGUGGGGAGGGAAGGUGUCCGGGGGGGUGCGGGAGGGUGCGUGGGCGGUGCGAGGCUGUGGCGGGUUUGGGGGAGUUACUUGAUUUGAUGGAUGAUGGCUUAUAA
Messenger RNA from Daldinia caldariorum, 582 nucleotides. RefSeq lists its product as uncharacterized. The transcript is spliced from 2 exons. The record is from RefSeq and is a predicted model, not a curated record. Bases 1 to 582 code for a protein of 193 amino acids. NCBI's taxonomy places the organism in Eukaryota, Fungi, Ascomycota, Sordariomycetes, Xylariales, Hypoxylaceae.